AUGUCUAUAGGCGGCGAUACGGGGGUCUCUCCCCACCCCCUCAAGAUAUUCGAUGUCACUCGGAAACAGGACCGUUUUUUAUACGCCCUUGCGCCUAUGGUGCGGUACGGAAAGCUCGCCUUCAGACAGACGGUUCACAAGUAUGGCGUCGACCUAUGCUGGACUCCCAUGGUUCUGGCCAAGGAGUUCAACCGCAAUAGCUUUGCUCGGGAUAGCGACUUGACCAUCUCAAGCAAGCCCAACCAGCCUGCAACCAUCGUGCAGUUCGGAGCUAACGUCCCCCUCGAGUUGGCUCGAGCAUCUGCCCUCGUUGCGCCCGACGUCCAGGGCGUCGACCUCAACUGCGGGUGUCCACAGUCCUGGGCCUGCGCCGAGAAGCUAGGCGCCGCCCUGAUGAACCAUCGCGAGUUGGUCCGCGACAUGGUCGUCGAGACUCGACAGCGCCUGGCCAGUGACGGAUGGGGCGUUGGCCUCGAGGCUGAUAUGGAAAACCCCAAGGGCCGGAGCGUGAGUGUCAAGAUCAGGAUACAUAAGGAUCUGAGGCAGACCAUGGACUUCCUCGACACCGUGAUAGGGCAUCCUCAGAACCGUCUAGUUGACUGGGUUACUAUUCACCCAAGGACAAGAUCAACACCAUCCACCGUCCCAAUCAGAACCGAGGCCCUCGAGAUCCUGACGGCCAAGUAUGCUGGCACGCUCCCGAUCCUCCUGUCAGGAGAUGUCUUUGACCUCAACAGGCUCCCUUUCCAGCCCACAAUCACCACCAACAACGACGCUCCCUUGCUGUCCUUGGACAAGCUGGUCCUCAACGAUACCAACUCGGCCGUCAACCUGCCAAAGCCGAGCAACACCCACCUCUCCGGCUUCAUGUCCGCCCGCGGCCUGCUCGCCAACCCAGCCAUGUUCGCCGGCCACGCGGCCUGCCCCUGGGAGGCUAUCGAGACCUUCAUGUGCAACGUUGCCCGCGCUCCCCUCCCCUUCAAACUGGUGCAGCACCACAUCAUCGAGAUGACUGCCCCCGGGAUGGGCCCUGACAAGUCGUGUCUCCUAGAUAAAAAGGAGCGUGCAGAGCUCAUGAAGCUGACGAAUACAUGCGAGAUCAUGGACUUUCUCGAUGACAAAAUUGAUGAGAAGACAGGGAGAACUGAUGGCCUCAGGCGGGACCUAUGA
Messenger RNA from Fusarium falciforme, 1170 nucleotides. RefSeq names its product TRNA-dihydrouridine(47) synthase [NAD(P)(+)]. Gene Ontology annotation, biological process: tRNA processing. The record is from RefSeq and is a predicted model, not a curated record. The transcript has 5 exons. NCBI's taxonomy places the organism in Eukaryota, Fungi, Ascomycota, Sordariomycetes, Hypocreales, Nectriaceae. The coding region runs from base 1 to 1170 and encodes 389 amino acids. Gene Ontology annotation, molecular function: flavin adenine dinucleotide binding; tRNA dihydrouridine synthase activity.